GCGCCAUACAAGACUAUUACGCGGUGUCAGUUGUUUUGGGACAUGCUGUGUAGAUCAUGGCGAUGUCAAGGUUGCUUUUCGUGUUACUAAUAUUAACCCUUAUUGCAGAAAGAUGUCUUGUAGAAUCCGACUGUCCAGAAGACUGGAUUGACUGCGGCAAUGGCAACUGCAUAGCAGACAUAUGGAGAUGCGAUGGAGAUAAUGACUGCGGGAACUUCAAGGACGAGCAGGAUUGUGACAACCUCCCAUCUAAAAAGUGUCUCAGCAGCCAGUUCCAGUGUCUAGAAGACGGACAUUGCAUUCCCGAUACGUGGAGUUGUGACGGGGAGCACGACUGCGAAGACGGUUCGGAUGAACACACUUGUGAGAAUGACACUCACUGCCAUGGAUUCAAGUGCAAGGACAAUCACUGUAUACCCUCUAUGUGGAAAUGUGACGGCCGAAAGGAUUGUCCUGAUGGAUCCGACGAAGAAUUUUGCUCGAAAGACUUAUGCGCAGCAACCGAAUUCACCUGUUCUUCCGGCACCUGCUUGGACAGAAAGCGAGUCUGCGAUUCCAAGAAGGACUGUCCCGAUGCCAGCGACGAAGGAAAGCUCUGCAGCCAGCUCUGCAACGCCACCAAACCGACAUGCAGUCAGAAUUGCAGGCGGACUCCAAAAGGCCCAGAGUGCUACUGUAACGAAGGCUUCACCGUGGGUAAAGAUGGGAAAACUUGUGAAGAUGUCAACGAAUGCUCGGUUGAAGGGUUUUGUAGUCAACUGUGCACCAAUCGAAUUGGAAGCUUCGAAUGUUCCUGUGUAGAUGGAUAUCAUUUGCUUAAUAAUACAUGCUUGGCUUCAGGACCUGAACCUGUGUUGGUAUUCUCCAAUCUACACGAAAUUCGAGCCAUGUUCUUGAGAACGAGGCGUUAUUUUCCUGUUCACAGUGCGUUAGCCAAAGCGGCAUCUGUCGACGUGGAUCCACUAGAAUCCAGAGUUUAUUGGGUAGAAAUAUCGAACAAAUCUUCGGUCUAUUCUUCGAAACUAGAUGGUAGUAGCUUCUCGACUGUUCUGACCAACGGCCUCAUGGUUCCUGAAGGAAUAGCUGUUGAUUACGUGGCCAGAAAUCUGUACUUCACGGAUUCCGGGUUGAAACAGAUCUUGGCAUGCAAGAUAGAUGGAUCGAUGUGUCACGUUCUACAUAGCACAAAUAUCGGCCGACCGCGGGCGAUAGCAGUAGAUCCGCCUGAAGGGUUACUGUACUGGAGUGACUGGGGAGAAAGCACAUCUGGAAUAUAUCGGAGUGGCAUGGACGGCAGCCGGCGCAUUGCCAUGGUAUCGAAGGACAUCCAGUGGCCGAAUGGUAUCGCUAUUGAUCACACCUCCAACCGGCUCUACUGGUCAGAUGCAAAGCUCCUGACAAUCGAAUACGUUACUCUAGAUGGGAAAAUUCGGAAGGUAAUUAUAAAGAACGAAGUGUAUCAUCCCUACUCUCUUGCUGUGUUCGAGGAUAACUUAUAUUGGUCUGAUUGGACUACCUUCACUCUGGAAUCCUCCAAUAAAUUUACUGGCCACAAGACUACAGUAAUGGUGCGCGAGAAUGGAAAGCAUAUUAUGGGAGUUCACGUCUAUCAUCCUGUUUUAGCAAGACGGGCAAACAAUCCAUGCUGGGGUAGUUCGUGCAGUCACAUCUGCCUCAUUGCUCCACUGAAUAACUAUCGCUGCGCUUGCCCGCCAGGCUUCUCACUCGGCAGAAAUGGAAGGACUUGCAGUGUUGACAGCAAUUAUCCCAUGCUGCUGGUGAACGAUGAAAGCAAGAUUUAUCACAUUCGGCCGGAAGCGGCAGGAAGCACCGCCAUCUCAGAGUUGCCGCUGAGCCAUGUCGAGUUGAUCGGAAGGCUUGCUUAUGACUGGAAGACAAGAACUCUGUUCGUAUCUGAUAUGAAGACUCCAGCCAUCUAUUCAUUUAAUAUGACAUCAUUCAGCAGAAGGGAGCUCGUCCGGCACCAUCUGGUGUCCCCUGAAGGUAUGGCGUUUGAUCCAAUAAGCGGAAAUCUUUACUGGGCUGAUUCGAAUAAAGGUACUGUGGAAGUCGUAACAACUACGGGUCUGAAGCGUUUGGUUAUUGUUGCGAAUCUGUCCAAACCGAUGGAUAUCGCCCUUGUACUCGAAGUAGGGAGAAUGUUCGUACCUACUAUCGGGAGAUCUCCUUCGGUGUGGAUGUUCGACAUGGAUGGAAAGAAUGGCAAAGUUCUCAAUGCUGCUGUGGGACUCCCAAUAGCUCUCGCCGUGCACCCCUCGGCUGGUCUUCUCUAUUGGGCAGAUCCGAGGAUGGGGACGAUUUCAUCUAUAGAUUACACCAAUUCAAAUAGUGAACCGAAGAUUGUGAGGGAGAAGAUCGGGAAUGUCAUGUCUAUUGCCAUUAACGAUAAGUUCUUGUACUGGACGGAUUCCAAGUAUCACGUUCUUCACUUGGCAACUCACAACGAAUCGCACUCCCAUACCAUAAGCUUGCCGGGAGUUAGAAGCGGAUUAGUGUCCAGAAAGGUCAUUUAUGCCACAUCGCCCAAGUCGAGGAGAUCCUUUGGUAUGGAUUGUGCGAAUAACAACGGCGGUUGUAGUUUCCUGUGCCUCACUUCACCUGGCGGUCGUACAUGUGCUUGCCCUUUCGGUGUGCAAUUAUCUCAAGAUGGAAAAUCGUGCUCAGAUAAACAAUGCCCUUCAACUGAAUUCCAAUGUCCCCGCAGUGAAAAAUGUAUACCUAGAGACUAUGUAUGCGACGGAAUCAAGGAUUGCCCCGAUGGUUCAGAUGAGACAUGCGAGGGAACAAUCCCAAAAUGCCCCAAUAAUGACUUCGCAUGUGCAAAUGGUCGAUGCAUUUUGUCUUCAUGGAAAUGUGAUGGAAGAGACGAUUGUGGGGAUAACUCGGACGAAAAAGGCUGCCCGCCUCCCCAAAAUUGUACUACAAAGCAGCUAGCUUGCCUUAACGGAGAGUGCAUUCCAACUUUAUGGAGAUGUGACGGCGAGAAUGAUUGCAAAGACGGCAGCGAUGAGAUGGAUUGCCAUGCGACAACCUGCGAUGCAGAGACGCAACUAAGAUGCGAUCAUGGCCAGUGCAUACCCAUAUCAUGGGCUUGCGACGGUGCUCCUGACUGCAUGGACAGCACCGAUGAAAGGAAUUGCACUACGAAGACAUGCGGAUCAGGAAAAUUUGCUUGCAAAAACGGCAUGUGCAUCGACCAGGUUAUGGUGUGCGACUCGAGGAUGGACUGUGAAGAUGGCUCGGACGAGAUGAAUUGCUCGCAAGCAAAUACUACUUGUAAAGCGGGACGUUUUGCUUGCGAAGAUGGGAUGACUUGUAUUUACGCGCAUGAAGUUUGUGACGGAUACAAGGAUUGCCUUCGUGGUGAAGACGAAGUGAAUUGCACGAAUGCUUCAGUGGAAUGCACAUCCGAAGAAUACUUCUGCACCAACACCUCAAAGUGCAUCUCCAGGCGGUGGAUCUGCGACGGGGAUGAUGACUGUGGUGACGGAUCAGAUGAGCCCUCGGACUGCAUUGAUAUAAUAGAACCUGCACUCCCAUCGGUUUGCGAUGCCUACAGCUGCCCCGUGACUGGAGAAUGCAUCUCCUGGUCUCAAGUGUGCAAUAACGAACACGAUUGUGCGGACCUGAUGGACGAAGGGCCACUUUGUGUGCAAUCUUGCACUCGAAACAACGGAGGUUGUGCUCACAGGUGCCAACGCACGCCCCAAGGCUCCAAAUGCUCUUGUUUUGAUGGAUACGUUCUUUCAAACGACGGUUUAGCCUGCGAAGAUGCCGACGAGUGCAGCAUUCCUGGAAGAUGCAGCCACUUCUGCAACAACACCAAGGGUGGCUUCAAGUGUUCUUGUGCAGAAGGGUACAUCCUCGAAUAUGAUCACAGGCGAUGCAAGGCUGCCAGCGGCACUGCAUACCUGACUUUCAUGCUGCCAGAUGAAAUCAGAGGAAUGAAUCUCAACUGGCCGUAUACAAUACAAUCUCGAAGGCUUGCCGAGGCUGCAGAUAUGCGAGGCAUGGACUGGGACUCAAAGGUUGAAACUUUUUACUGGACUGAUUGGGAAAAAAAAACAAUUAAUUGGUUGAAAAACGACACCCAUUAUGGCGUGCUUGUGCACACUCUAGUGAGACCGCACUAUCUCAGACGAGAUUGGAUCACCGAGAAUAUCUACUACACGGACGAUGAAGGAAGCAUUGUAUGUUGCACUGGGGAGGGAAAGUACUGCGCUACAGUUAUCAGAAAGGCAGCACCUCACAUUAACAGCUUUGAUAUAGCUCCUCUGGAAAGCCUGAUGUUCUGGACUGUCUGGGAACUGAGCCCCGAGAGUUCUGGCCUUCUGGAAAGAGCAGAGAUGGACGGAUCCAACCGAAAAAUAAUUGUCUCGUCAAACAUUAUGUGGCCAUCGGCUGUCACGGUUGAUCACAUCUUGAAGAUGGUUUACUGGACAGAUGCAAAACGCCAUGUGCUGGAGUGCGCAGACUUCAACGGUUUGAAAAGGAGAGUAGUUGUCUUCAAAGGCUUAAGCCAUCCCUUCAGUAUGACAAUGUUCGAGGACUACCUGUACUUGUCGGAUUGGGCCACGAGCAACUUGAUGCGCUGCGAGAAAUAUAACGGCAAGAACUGCACCAAAGUAUAUCACGGAAGUGUUAAGGCAGAAGUCUUGCUGGUGGAACACAAUGCGACUCAACCUCGAGGAACAAAUCGUUGCGCCAGCAGUGGAUGUCCUCAUAUUUGCCUACCAGCGAAGAGUAGUUUUGUCUGCAGAUGCGACGAUCACUUCCUGCCUGUACAGACCAGAUGCGAACUGAACAUGGCAGCUUUGUCCACAGAAUCCACCAAGCGGCCAUGCCCAAAUGACUACUGCCUCGCGGGUGCCGAGUGCGUGGUUGCUCGAGGCCGGUAUUUCUGCAAAUGCCCUCCAUCGUACAUGGGGGAUCGGUGCGAUGUGGCAGUAGCCUACACGCAGAGCCCUUACGAUAGCAGCUGGAUUGUCGGCGUGGUUCUAGCUGUGCUUUUCGUUGGGCUAAUUGUAGCCAUCGCAUUCUUCUGCAGAAAGAACAGAGAAAAAUUGACGAAAAUGGGCGAAACUGUCGCCGUCAGCUUCCGCAACACUGGCCUGCAUCGCAGAAGCAGCAAGUUGAUUGAGGACGAAGAGGAUGGCUCCUGCGACGAACUCGAUAUCGGAAAGAAACCGUCAAAGCAAUCUAAUUUCGGCAAUCCCUUGUUUGGCAAGAAGACCAGAAAGCUGGAGGAAUCGGAGGAUGGUUUCAAAAGAUGGGAAUCUCACGAUUCGGAGAAUUCUGCUUUCAUGAGCGACUCCCAGGCUGAAUCGGGUUCUGGGUUUCGAAUUUUGGAAGGUCCACGCAGAACGACUGAUCGAUUUCUCCAUUUUUUCAAAAAAUGAGGACUUCAUUCGAUUUCUUUGUUCAUAUGAUCAACAGAUGUUUUAAUGUUAAGUUUUAAACUAAUAAAUUAACAUUUUUUACAUUGAAA
Molecule: messenger RNA, 5509 nt
Organism: Argiope bruennichi
Lineage: Eukaryota; Metazoa; Arthropoda; Arachnida; Araneae; Araneidae
Product: low-density lipoprotein receptor-related protein 2-like
Exons: 31
Coding region: 57-5420 (1787 amino acids)
Molecular function (GO): protein binding; calcium ion binding
Source: RefSeq, a predicted model, not a curated record